This is a messenger RNA of Hemiscyllium ocellatum (epaulette shark), 1371 nucleotides long. RefSeq names its product gamma-aminobutyric acid type A receptor subunit alpha5 (gene gabra5). The coding region runs from base 1 to 1371 and encodes 456 amino acids. Gene Ontology annotation, molecular function: benzodiazepine receptor activity; transmitter-gated monoatomic ion channel activity involved in regulation of postsynaptic membrane potential; inhibitory extracellular ligand-gated monoatomic ion channel activity. The transcript has 9 exons. Gene Ontology annotation, cellular component: postsynapse; dendrite membrane; GABA-A receptor complex. The record is from RefSeq and is a predicted model, not a curated record. Lineage: Eukaryota; Metazoa; Chordata; Chondrichthyes; Orectolobiformes; Hemiscylliidae. Gene Ontology annotation, biological process: regulation of postsynaptic membrane potential; monoatomic ion transmembrane transport; signal transduction.
AUGGACACUGGGAGGUUGGAAGGAUUCGGCAAGUUGUGCUUGCUCCUCGUGUCGAGUCUGAGCUGGCGCCCGAGCUUGUCCCAGAGCGUCUCCCCAGCGCUGAAGCAACACACCAACGAUAAUAUCACCAUCUUCACCAGAAUUUUGGAUGGUCUGCUGGACGGAUACGAUAACAGACUACGACCGGGACUCGGAGAAAGGAUCACGGAGGUUAAAACAGACAUCUACGUUACAAGUUUUGGCCCAGUCUCGGACACUGAAAUGGAGUACACGAUAGACGUAUUUUUCCGCCAAAGCUGGAAGGACGAGCGCCUGAAGUUUAAAGGACCAAUGCAGCUGCUGUCUCUCAACAACAUGCUGGCGAGUAAGAUCUGGACUCCAGACACCUUCUUUCACAAUGGCAAGAAAUCGAUAGCUCACAACAUGACCACCCCUAACAAGCUACUCCGGCUGGUGGAGGAUGGUACUUUGCUCUACACCAUGAGGUUAACCAUUUCUGCCGAGUGUCCUAUGCAACUCGAAGAUUUUCCUAUGGAUGUUCAUGCUUGCCCCCUUAAAUUUGGAAGCUAUGCGUAUCCAACCUCGGAGGUCAUUUACACUUGGACAAACGAAACUCACAAAUCGGUGGUCGUGGCAGAAGAUGGAUCACGUCUAAAUCAGUACGAUUUAUUAGGUCAAACUGUGGGCAGUGAACUUAUCCCAUCAAGCACAGGCGAAUAUGUAAUAAUGACAGCACACUUCCAUUUGAAGAGAAAAAUCGGUUAUUUUGUCAUUCAAACCUAUCUCCCCUGCAUUAUGACUGUUAUCUUAUCCCAGAUGUCAUUUUGGUUGAACAGAGAAUCUGUCCCUGCCAGAACAGUGUUUGGUGUAACCACGGUGCUGACAAUGACAACAUUGAGCAUUAGUGCACGGAACUCCUUGCCUAAAGUAGCUUAUGCCACUGCAAUGGACUGGUUCAUAGCAGUGUGCUACGCAUUUGUCUUUUCUGCUCUGAUUGAAUUUGCAACAGUAAAUUACUUCACCAAACGAAGCUGGGCAUGGGAUGGGAAAAAAGCAUAUGAAGCUUUUCAGUCGAAGAAAAAGGAAACCUUGGCAAAGAACAUGAACAAUGCUUAUGCAAUUGGAGGAAUGACCUACACCCCCAACAUGACGAAGGACCCUGUCAUCCCAAGUAUUUCGAAGAGUACAGCUGUGCAAAUGAGGGCUGAGGAAAGGGCCAUGGAAAGUAAGAAGUCUUACAACAGCGUCAGCAAGAUUGACAAAAUGGCCCGGGUUGUGUUUCCUGUUCUUUUUGGAAUAUUUAAUUUAGUUUACUGGGCAACAUAUUUGAACAGAGAUCCAGUUAUAAAAGUAGACACUGUUCCAAAUUAA